AGUAUCGAGUAUGUACUUGUAUUUACUCAUAUGGUUUCAUACCUAUAUUUACAAUUUAUACAUUUAUUGGUGUGUAUAUUUAUACUUUUUCAUUCCAAUAAAGCGGGCAUAGUUAUGCUUCGAGUUACUUUCGUGUUGUUUUGCCUUCUUUGCUAUGUAAACCGUGUACGAGCGGACUGUGCUUGCAACAAAGGCGUGGAUCGAGAGUCGGACAAAUCAAGCAAUUCAGCCAUAGAAACCAAACAAUUUCCGGUUUGCCAUCAAAUCGAAAAGGACAACAAUCACUGCCGUAAUUAUUACCCAGAAGAUCCCUUAAUGUCCGUCAUACCGGCCGGAAGUUUUCUUAUCGGGACUGAUGAACCACAUUUCGUUAGCGAUGGCGAGUCGCCGGAGCGUGUUGUUAUUAUAUCAGAUUUCUAUAUUGACAAAUACGAAGUAUCUAAUACCAAAUUUAUGGACUUUGUUAAGUCUACGAAUUAUACUACUGAAGCAGAGAGAUUCGGGGAUAGCUUCUUAUUUAAGUCUCUUCUAACAUCAGAUAUGCAAAAGAUGUACGAAGACUUUCGUGUUGCGAGCGCACCAUGGUGGUACAAAGUCAAAGGAGUUUCAUGGCGGCAUCCACAAGGUCCGCAAAGCACCAUCAACGAUAAAAUAUAUGGAGGAAAAGGAGAACGCAAAAGCUGUCAAAGCGUUUAUUGUAGCAUACCUUCUGCGUUUCACGCUUUGUUGUCAAAGUUUGAACUGUCAAGCAAAGCGAGGAAAGUUGUAUGUGAAUGGCCCUUAAGGCGCUUGGCGUUUUGAUAUCGGUAUUUGUUU
This is a messenger RNA of Rhagoletis zephyria (snowberry fruit fly), 816 nucleotides long. RefSeq lists its product as uncharacterized. Gene Ontology annotation, molecular function: formylglycine-generating oxidase activity. Gene Ontology annotation, cellular component: endoplasmic reticulum. NCBI's taxonomy places the organism in Eukaryota, Metazoa, Arthropoda, Insecta, Diptera, Tephritidae. Gene Ontology annotation, biological process: protein oxidation. The record is from RefSeq and is a predicted model, not a curated record.